This is a messenger RNA of Porites evermanni, 5639 nucleotides long. Lineage: Eukaryota; Metazoa; Cnidaria; Anthozoa; Scleractinia; Poritidae. The record is from the annotation of a GenBank genome assembly.
AUGGAUAAUUUAUAUCAACUCGGCCUCAGGUCUCAGACCAUACUUGGUGCAUGUCAUUUCUUGUUCUUUUUGUUCUCCUGGCCAUUUGUGAUUGGUUUCCUGAAAGACUACCAUGACAAGGACAGGCUGACAUUUAACUGUAUCCCCAAACCAAACGACUUUACUAGACAACGUUGUUAUGACAACUACACUUCUGCUGUGAGUCCAGGUUUGACUCCAUUGGAUUUUGCUGGUAUGAACUAUGGUGUGCUAGGAUUUCUCUGGUUGUUUUUUACACUUAUGGGUGCCAUGACUCUACGACGGAUUCACAGAGAGCGAAGUGAACAAGGGAAAACAAACCAGUGGAAAACGUUCAUGGGGAGAUUCGUUUAUCACGUUUGCGCUCAGCUUGUUGUUCUCAGUGUCAUGAUGGGGCUGUUCUGUGCCUACCAGACCAUUCACCUUCCUUCAGAGUACAAAUGCUUUCAGACAAACAUGACGCUCACUUCAUUUAACCAAAGGCCAGUUAAUAUGACAUGCAAUGACUUACGAUACAAAGAGAAAUCAAAACUAAACAUUGCUAUCAUUGUCAUUAUGGCAAUUUCUAUUGUAUUCUGUUUAUUGACCCUUAUUCACUUAGGAGUAACGAGACGAACAGGACAGCCAUUGCCAGAACAUCUCCUUGGAGAUAUUUUUGAAAGGGAAGAUGGAAAUGCGGAAAGGGUUACUUUAAGAGGUGAGGGCAUUUAGAUAAGUUGGGAAAAUGAACCAGUUUCAGCGAACUUUAAUUCGAUAUUGCAAGGAAAGAGGUAAACUCGUUACAUUGCUCUUUGUCAGUUUAUUUCUGGGGUAUUGUAGGGAUGACGUAGGGGAUACGUUCGGUUUUCAAGAAUUAGAUAUCAAAUAUGGAUACAAUUUCUUUUUUUUUUUAAUUGGCCACUAUAAAAGCGAUUAGGACGAUUAACCCGUGCACAGCCGCCCCCUCCCCUCAAACAAAAUCAAGAAGGGGGCUGCUGUACAUUGGCUGUAAGGGGAGCAAAGUUUGUCCGCAGUUUUUUAAACAAAGUACGUAAUUGAUGCACUCCCUUGGCUUUUUCAUACUUCACAGUUUAGGCCACGUAUCUACAAAAUUUGCCUGAAUUUCAUCCGAUUACUUCGUGUCGUUAUUACUCCCUCGGUAACGUCUGAAUCGACCGGCCGUUAAAUGCUGUUCAGUCACGUCACUACUCCUCUUCUUUUGUUUAUGCAAAAAGUUUAGAAACAAGUGAAAAACCAAGAAAUAUCGUUUGGAAAUGUCUGCAUCAUGCAUGAUACAGGCAUGAUCCAUAAUCAAACUCGGUCGCAAUCACGCAAUGAAAUAAAUACACACACGGAACACUUAGUUCAAAAACACAACGAUUUGCUUUAAUUGAAAAGAAGCUAUUUGGUCCUUAACGAAGAAAAAAGAAAACAAGGAAACAAGAAAGAAAAGCUAACAGAAUCAUUACACUUGACGGUGAAAAUUAAUGGCUGGAAGAGGAAUCUAAAUAUUUGUGUAAUACAGUGGCGGAUCCAGACCUUCAAGGGGGCGGGGGGGGAGGGGUCAUCCAGACCCUGGGAUAAAGAGGGGGCCGGGUCUCAAAAAUAAAUUAUUUUCGGCCCUUCGGGCCUCAUUUUGGUCUAAAAAUAAGGAGGGGGCGGGCCCCCCCUGCAACUCCCUUGGAUCUGCCACUGAUAUAUAUAUAUCAAGGGCCUCGUGUUCUUUUGGUUCCUAGGCCAGGGUUGUUCUUUCAUCGACUACUUCGACGUUUUCCAAAAUGGUGCUUUUUUAACUCGCUGCUUUUUAUCUUUUUCUCAGCGGUGAAUAGCUAUUCAGUGGCAAUGAAAGCGUCAGCCAAGGAACAAACGGAAUUUCAGCGCAAACUGUUUGAUCAGGCACCCUCUAUUUCUUGCAUGAGAACGGAUGACAUAUUCACUAAUCUUCUUAUUCAACAUGGACGAAAGGCCGUUGAAGAUGACGAGAAUGUUGACAGAAGUAAUCGCUUAACUCGUUACGGUCAAGUAAGCGGCAGACGAAUCGAACAAUGUAGUGAAAUAUUUAUUCGCUCUACAAACGAUGAUGGUAAUCUUAAAUCUAUUCUUGUCACUGGAAAAGCGGGGAUUGGGAAAACUCUCUUUUGCCAAAAGCUGCUUCGAGACUGGGCUGAUAAUAGAUUAUUUCAGACACAAACGGAUCUGCAAUUGCCCGAUUUUAAGUUUGCGUAUUUGUUAACAUUCAGGAACUUGAAUUUACUUGUUGACGAGGAAUUGACUUUGAAAGAAAUUUUAGAGCGCUGUUCCUUUUUGGAUGACCAAUGCCUACGCAGCAAUAUGGAUACGUUUCCUUUGGAAUAUAUCCUCGAUCAUUCCGAGGAGGUCUUGAUUAUUAUUGACGGUUUUGACGAGUAUUCUAAGCAAGGACAAGAUUAUAUUGCCGGUGACUACCAUGAAGAAUAUCCGAAUUGCUCUGAACGGAAAAUGAAGAUAGCCGCACUUUGUUCCAAACUAAUGAGAAAGAAAAUCUUAAAACAGGCAACUAUCAUGAUCACGUCAAGAUCUGAUGAAUCUGACAAGCUGAGUAAAAUUGAAUUCGAUCGAAUUGCAGAAGUUACAGGAUUUUCUGAACAACAGGUGACGGAAUAUAUCGAAAGGUACUUCCGACAAAACGAAAGCCUCAAAGGAACUGUACUCGAACACAUCACGAAGAACGAGAAUCUUGUCAGUUUAGCUCACAUUCCUGUACUUUGCGCCCUCAUGUGUUCUUACUUCGAAUACAUUCUUAAGAAAUCAAAAAGGCUCGAAGAUCUUCCUGUUUCAGUGAGUCAGCUGUAUGAUGAGGUGCUAAAUAUUUUUACAACAAAUCACAUCGAAAAGAAAAUUCCCAACUUCAUCCGCAGAGAAAGCACACUGGAUAUGCUCUCAAAGUUUGCGGCUGAUUCGCUUUUAAAGGGAAUGUAUCUUUUCGAGGAAGAGGAAAUGAAAAGGCUGACUUCAGAAGAAAUUGUUAAAACGUUGAGAAUAAGCGGUCUUCUUCAUUGUGGUCCUCCUUUUAAUGUGUCCUUUUCUGAAAAAACAAAAUAUUUUUGUUUUAGUCACCUAACUCUUCACGAGUAUCUAGCAGCUCGUUGGUUUGUCAAAGAAAAGACGAUUCCCUCGUAUGGAACAGUGUCCACAGUGGUAUUUCAGUUCAUAACUGGCAUUCUCUCAAAGAGGGAAGAUAGCGUCCUCAUGGAUGAAUUGAUGAAGAAUAUUACAUUUUUUGACAAUGAGAGUUAUCUGUUACAAGCAAAGUGCCUCAAUGAAUAUCAAAACAAAGAGUAUGCCAAAAAACACUUGAGCAAUGCUGGUCAUGAUAAAAAGAUUGUGUUAUCUUGCUUGAAUGAUGUGGACAUUACUGACUUCUUAUUUUUGCUUGACGUCUUUAGUUCACUUAAUGAAGACGAAACUUCUCAGUCAAACCAACAACAACCAUCCAACUGUUUUAGGGGUCUUACAGUCAUGGAUUCAUCGCUAACACCCUCAAAAGUAGGACGGAUUUGCUGUUUUCUACAGUCAAAUGUCACUGGCUUCUCCGGCAAUCUGUCACUGGUAAAAUGUGGUCUAAACGACAAAUGCAUACAAUGCAUUUGCGGAUUCGUGUUUACUAAACCAUUCACACUUGAUCUGAGUGGUAAUCAGAUCUCCGACGCUGGUGCUUCUAGGCUAAGUAAAGCUAACAGUGAAGCAUUAAAACAAUCAACCUCUCAACUAAUUUCACUAUGUCUUGCUAAUAAUCAUAUCACCAAUGCUGGUGCUGCCAAUCUGGGUGAAGCACUAAAACAAUCAACCUAUCAACUAACCGCACUAGAUCUGAGUUCUAAUCAGAUCACCGAUGCUGGUGUUGCUAGUCUGAGUGAAGCACUAAAACAAUCAACCUGUCAACUAACCAUACUAAAUCUGGGUUCUAAUCAGAUCACCGAUGCUGGUGUUGCUAGUCUGAGUGAAGCACUAAAACAAUCAACCUGUCACCUAAUUGAACUACAUUUGGGAGCAAAUAAGAUCACAGAUGCUGGUGCUGCUAGUCUGAGUGAAGCACUAAAACAAUCGAACUGUCAACUAACCAAUCUGUUUCUGAGUAAUAAUCAGAUCACUGAUGAUGGAGCUGCCAGUCUGAGUGAAGCACUAAAACAACCAUCAUCUCAACUAAAAGAGCUAAAUCUAUUUCAAAAUCAGAUCACAGAUGCUAGAGCUGCUAGUAUAAUUGAAGUACUCAAACAAUCAGGUUGUCAUGUAUUUGUGUGUGGUCUGCUGGAUCCCAGUGAUAAUCACAUCACCGAUGAGGAUGCUGGUUCCGCUCGUAAGGAAGUGUACUUGAUCUUCUGACUUAAGAUUAGCGGUUUAAAUUUACAAGGACACUGCAGAAAUCUUUUGUUUUCUUUCCUUAUUCUAAUGUUUAAAUUAUUUAGCACCACUUUAUCUAAUUUAUUCAAAUGCAGAUUUAGGCCAUGUUAAUACUAUACUGGAUAGCUUUUCGUGUCCACAUGAAAAGUUAUCCAGUACAGUGUUAACACCUAUCCAAUACGUGACUCUCCACUUUAGAGAUCAGCGCGGCGCAUCUUCUCUCCCUUAUAGAAAUCGCGCCGCCUUAUCACCGUUCUUGUGUGUGAGCAGAAGCCCUAUCCGGUAUGAUUUUCGUGCUGGUACAAAAUCUAUCCGAUAUAGCGUGGACAUAGCCUUAACGUUAGCGGAAGGUCUACUAGAAAUGACUCUGGUCUUGACCUACCACAAUGAAGACUGGCUACAGGUCAGCACUCCUUAGCUUUCAGAGGCUCGAUUUAACACCCUCUCUAAAGACACAAUAUCUAUUAAGGAUACAAAAGCAUUCAGGCGCAAGGUCUCCACCCACCUUGAUGCCAACCCUUGUUAAACUCCCUGAAUAUGUAAAUACAUUGAAUAUUUUGAUUUUAUUGUUUUUAAGUAUCCACGUUUUUCAUCAGAGUUUGUUCACAUUGCCCUUAAACUUUCCACUAACAUUAUCUGUACUUUGUAUAACCUGUUUUAUAGUUAUAUUUAUGUAUUUUGUAGUUAGUAGAAUAGUGGUGUAAAUCAGAGAACAGGCUACUUAAAUAUACUGGUCGUACAUGUCGCUUUAUUGACUUCUUUCAAGGGCAGUGUACAGACUCAUAUGAACUCAAAGUUAGUGAACAAAAAUACUUACCCGAACCCACAGGAAAAAAUAACGGAUUCCCAUUUUUGGAUAUAUUUGGGUAUUCUUUAAAUACCCCAAAAUAUCCAAAAAUGGGAAUCCGUUAUUUUUUCCUGUGACCAAGCGUUAUCUGAACAACCAUCCAUCUGUCUAAAAAUUCUUUCUAUCUGGAAAUCAUCACUGACACUUUCUGGAGUCAAACGGAUUUGCCUUUUUUAGGGUCAAACGUCUGCGCCGUCACCGAACUAACACUAGCGAAUUGUGGUUUGAACGACGAAUGCAUACAGUGCAUUUGCAGGUUGGAUCUACUAGUCCAUUCCACCAAAGUAUGUUUAGUAAUCUGGUCACCGAUGUUGGUGUUGCUAGUCUGAGUGAAGCACUAAAACAAUCAACCUGCCGACUAACCACACUGGAUCUGAUAGAGAAUCAGAUCACCGAUCCUGGCCUGGUGUUGCUC